AAGCAACGGUGGCGGGGCAGAAGAAGCUGUACAACAAAACAAUGCAGAACAAGCCACUAUAAAUAUGCAGACUUCAUCGGAAUUCGCAAGCAUGAGAUUUGAAGCUUUAGGGAAAGAAAAAACCAGCUCAUCUAUUCUUGUUAGAGAGAUGUUAUUCGUAAGGUAUAAUAGCAAAGGAGAGGAGGAUGCCUUUUUGUACUUUCAGGGGUUGGCUACAGACUGCAGAAAACAUCCUCGCGAGUGGAAGCGCCUUCUCAAUUACCACAGAUUGGUCUGGUACAUUUUCUCUGCAAGCAAAGAAGCGAAGAAUUUGGUUGGAUGGCAAGUACAGUUGAUCACCUGGAUUUUUAUUUGUUGGGAAUGGCAGGAUAACAUGAAUGUUGUCAUAAAGAAGUGGAAACAGAUUGGUGAUCUUAAAACAAACGCACCUUCACUGCUAGUGAUCGUAAAUCAUUUAAUGAAUACGAAGGCGGCUAGCUAUGAAAAUAGUGAGAAUGGUAGCGCAGAGAAACUGGCCAAUUCCAUGGAACAGAAACUUGAUGCAUUACAGAAAUCGUUGUGUGAGCUGAAGAAAAAAAUGAAAGAAUUAGAAGUCGUGUCUGAUGAGUUGAAGAAAGAAAUGAAAGAAUUAGAGAAACACGUGUCCGAUGAGAUGAAAGAAGAUAUAAAAGCAGGCAAAGAGCGGAUAGCCGAAAUGAAAAGUCGGAAGAAAGAAGAAAAAUGGAAUGAAAAGAACAGACAGUUGCGUGAAAACUGGGAGAGAAUGAAAUCAACACUAGAGAAGUACGAUGUGUCAAUGGAUGGUAUUCAGGCUUUUCAAAGGUUUAGGCUCUAUUGUAUAGCUGGUUAUCUCCCACGGAUUGGUCAGCAGAGUGAACAUGGUAACAUUUGAAGAAGAUUGGGAUGGUUUAGGCUCUAUUGUAUAGCCUCUUCUCCAACCUCCUUCAAUUUGAUCCUUGAUAUCUUCAGAAUCAAUCUUGACUGUUGAUUCUUGCCACUUCACCCUUGGCCUUGGAAUUCCUAUAUAUAUCCCCUAUU
Messenger RNA from Cryptomeria japonica (Japanese cedar), 1038 nucleotides. RefSeq lists its product as uncharacterized. The transcript has 3 exons. The coding region runs from base 65 to 892 and encodes 275 amino acids. NCBI's taxonomy places the organism in Eukaryota, Viridiplantae, Streptophyta, Pinopsida, Cupressales, Cupressaceae. The record is from RefSeq and is a predicted model, not a curated record.